AUGGCGGCGACGUCCAUCACGGAGGACAUGGGUGAGGAGGACAUGUACCUGGAGAUUUUUGGCAGCGAGUUCGCGAUCGAUGUGGACGACCUGGACCAGACGGAGGAGGAGGUGAAGGAGAAUGUGCGAAUGAACAAAAGCAUAAUCGAAACGUGCAAAAAUCAACCUUGGCCCAUGAAUAAAAAGUACAAGAUGCUCAGACGUGCCAAGGCUUACGUCAAGAAGCACGAAGGUGAACUCGCUCAAAGUAAGCAGGCCAGAGAUGUACUUGCAAAGUACACGAUACUUCUGAACAACUCAUGGCAUCGGCUGCAACGCGAGGUGGCUGAACUAGUUGUGACGUUGACACCAUGGGAAAUGCGCAUCAAGAGAAUCGAAAGUCAUUUCGGUAGUGUCGUGGCUUCCUACUUCAUUUUUCUGCGCUGGGUCUUCUGGUUGAACAUCUUCAUCGCUGUUUUCGUUUCCUGUUUUCUGAUGAUUCCAGAGGUUUUACGUGGCGAUGACGACCCAAGCGGAAUGAGAAAACAACUCGAAAGUGAGGAAAUGAAAAGUGCACUAAACCUGCAAGCUAUAUGGGAGUUUGAGGGUUAUUUAAAGUAUUCACCAAUUUUUUACGGAUAUUACAGCAACAGAGAGAUGACAGAGGAAGGAUACCGACUUCCACUCGCUUACUUACUCUCUUCGCUAACUAUGUACAUAUUCAGCUUCUUCGUGAUACUUCGCAAAAUGGCGGAGAACUCUCGUCAAAGCAAAAUGACGGAAAAAGAGGACGAGUGCACCUUCACAUGGAAACUCUUCUCGGGCUGGGACUUCAUGAUUGGAAACUCCGAGACAGCGCACAAUAAAGUAGCAUCUCUCGUAAUGAGUUUCAAGGAAGCAAUCCUUGAAGAGAAGGAACGAAAAAAGGAAGAGAGGAGUUGGAAAAUCAUGUUUCUCAGGGCCCUGGCAAAUUUAAUAGUUCUAAUACUGCUUGCAUCAAGUGCAUACGCUGUUGUUCUCGUAGUUGAACGGUCACAAGAACCGGAAGCUGAAAAGACUUGGUACCGUCAAAAUGAGGUGACCUUGGUGGUGUCAAUGAUAUCCAUUGUUUACCCUAAUCUCUUUGAUCUCAUUGGUUUGAUGGAGCAGUAUCACCCACGUAUACAACUUCGAUGGCAAUUAGCAAGAAUAUUGAUAUUAUAUUUGCUAAAUUUAUAUACUCUAAUUUUCGCUUUGUUUGGGAAAGUCAUGAGUAUGACCAGUGCCCUUGUCGGUAUAAAAGAGAACAUCACCUACUUGUUAGACAUGGGUCUUUUGGAACCAUCGAUACUGAACACCACAAUACUCGACAGCAACGCCACUACUUUUGUUCCGUCCACUAUUUCGGAGGACUCGAUUUUCUCUACCACGACAAUGGAGCCUUUCAUCGCAUCGCUGGCUGAAGCUCUGGUUGGACAAUCUUUCGCGCAGGGGGCAUCUGGACCUUUUUUUACGCCGAACGGCAACUGUACUAUUGUUCCGGUGAACUGCACGCUUCUUUUCCAACUGGGCGUGAAUCUUACCCGAGCAGGGAUUCUGCCAUUUCUGCAGUCUGAGAGCCUGGUCGUCACGAACGGCACCUACCUGGAUGAGAUGACCACCACGCUUCUCUCAUUAAUAAACGAAACAGCGCCAACAACAGUUCAAACUGAAGAGCCCACGACCACUCAGGUGCCGCCUACAAGGCUAUUCGAAGGUUACGAUGCCAUCUUGCUACGAAUAACUAAUUUCACGGUGAUAGGUGUGGCAAACUGGACAUAUCGGUUCCCUUCGAGUCCCGAUGGUAACAUUUCAAUGCCAGUCAUUUACGUAGACAACUACUCGAAGACUGUGAACGUAACAGACGAAGAACUAAGUUCCAUGCCAGAAAAAUGGCCACCGUUGUGGAAGGGCACAGUGGGCACCCCGCGGGACCCGAACGACACCACCGUGCCCACAUUGACCGAGUUCGCUACGACUUUAGACCCCAACAAUUGCACUGUGGUGUACGUGUCCGUGUGCAAUGGUGCCACCGACGGGCCUUUCGAUAUUCCAUCGUGGACGUCGUCCGAGACCACACGGACAACGUCGACCACCACUGAGCCCAGUACGCGGAAACCUGGCAGCCCUCUUAGGCCUGAGGACCUACUCAAGGUGGACGAGCAGACGAAAGAAAAACUCAGGAAACUCUGUUGGGAGACGAUGUUCGGCCAGGAGAUUGUCAAGAUCACUGUGAUGGAUCUUGUAAUGACUAUAGCAUCAACCCUUAUUACCGAUUUCAUAAGGGCUCUCAUUGUACGUUAUGCCAAUGACUGCUGGUGCUGGGACCUCGAACAAGGGUUUCCUGGAUAUGGAGACUUCAAGAUUGCCGAAAACAUACUACACUUAGUCAAUAAUCAAGGCAUGGUGUGGAUGGGGAUGUUUUUUUCCCCGGGGCUCCCGGCCGUCAACACAGUCAAGCUGUGCAUUAUGAUGUACCUGCGCUCCUGGGCUGUUUUGACAUGCAACAUUCCCCACGAGACUGUGUUCAAGGCAUCUGGCUCGAACAAUUUCUACUUCAUGCUUUUACUCAUCAUGCUGUUCGUCUGUACUCUGCCGGUUGGCUACGCAAUGGUAUGGCUGGAACCAUCUUGGCACUGCGGGCCUUUCAGUGGUUACUUCCGGGCUUACAGGGUGUUCACCGGUUAUUUAGACAACACGUUACCGACUUGGAUGAACAAGAUUAUCGAGUAUUUGACGUCGCCUGGUGUGGUGAUACCUCUCAUCCUUUUGUUGAUACUCAUCAUAUACUACUUAGUGGCCCUCACUGGAUCACUCAGAGAAUCGAACAAUGACCUGAAACUGCAAUUAAGGCGGGAGAAGGACACGGAAACAAAACCGGAGAAGAAAGAAAAAGAGGAAACUGCAGCAGCACCGGCUCCGACCACAACAGUCACGGUCACAGAGACGGUCCUGCCGGAAUCAGAAGUUGUGGUACCGAAGGUUGAGUCGAAUAUCGAGCGAACAGCCGAGAUACUGAACAAGUGGAACACGGCUCGCCGCAUGACGUCCACUUUCCCCGCCAAGCUGAAGGCAGCUGCUUUGCUCUCAGCGGCCGCCGAUCGCGAACGCGGUUCAGACAGUCCCACCAAGAAGCCGAGCAGUUCGGACACUCCAUCCAGCGAGGCACGUGGCCGAAAGGUGCAGUACAACCUGCAGAAUUCCGACGAAGAGCCGCUAGUGGACGGGCACGGCUUGGGUGCACCAUCUGGAAACCGGACUCCCCAAGCAGAACGGAAGAAACAGACCUCCCCAAGAACGCCAAAGCCUCUCUUGAAGUCCGUCGAGAAACUACGCCAUGGAGACUCGCAGGACUCCAAGAAGAGAAAAGAGACCGGAGAGAAGGACGAAGAAGGUGAGGGAGGUCGCAGCGUCGCUGAAGGCGCCGACUUGGAUGACCGGUGCCCUCGUGAGACGCUGCCUCUGCUGGACGUGUCUCUGCCGUAUCCAGUGGUGCCCCGGCCGGCACUCGUUCGCGAGCUGAGCCGGCAGUACGCUGAGCCGCAUGUGCCGCGGGUGAACGUCUGUCCCCCGACGCCCCUGCACACAGACCACGAGGAGCGGAAGGCGCAUCUUGAACGCGAGGACACAGAUUCGUUGUGACGCAAGUCCGGCUACUCCUCACGAGCCAUACAUGUGAAGCCAACAUGUGUGUUUGUAAUAACUGUAUUUUACGUAUUUAUUCAUCUGCCUGGUAACUUCCAGCCAUUUUUCCGGACGAUACGUAUGCCUUCAAGAGAACAACACUGCUUUUGAAUUAUUGUGUAUACGCUAAUAAAAAAGGACACAUUGCUGCUUG
Molecule: messenger RNA, 3835 nt
Organism: Dermacentor andersoni
Lineage: Eukaryota; Metazoa; Arthropoda; Arachnida; Ixodida; Ixodidae
Product: transmembrane channel-like protein 1
Cellular component (GO): plasma membrane
Molecular function (GO): mechanosensitive monoatomic ion channel activity
Source: RefSeq, a predicted model, not a curated record